CUGAAAAAAUCCCAUCUUAAAGUCCGGAAACCGAUCAAGAUCCAAAGCACUCAACCGGAAUACUCCCCAAAGAGAUGAUGAAAAUCCCCUUCAAACUGCAAACUCCCAUUGAAAAGAUUAAUUUCAAGAAAUCCGCGGAAUUUUUCGUUUGAAUUUGGAGAUUGCCUUCUCAGUUUUAUUAAUACGGCUUUUUGAAUCUUCAUUAAUCCGAAGUGAAGGACCAAUGGACAGGCGCAGUUGCGGCGCGAUGCUCUUCGAGACUUCAACUUCAGCGGGAAAUCCGGCAGUUGAACGCUCACUGUCCCCCCCGAACGAGGAAAAGCGGGAAAAUUGGCGACCGUCAACCACCUGUUCGAAUGUUUCGGAAAGUUUUAAGUGCGGGUUGAGAGCGCUUUUCUGGACACCGACCAGUUUUCCGUGGAAAAUGCGGGAUUGCACGUAGAGUAAUCGAAACAUUCAGAAAGUUCCAUAAAAGUCUACAGCACCACAACGCAAAAUGAACGCCUCUACUAUCCCAACCUACAGCCAAGAAUCCACAACCAUAGAGUUCGACGAUCCAAGCUCCAACCUCACAUACGAAUACUACAACUUCACAUGCGAGAGAGAAGUGGACACCCUGUACAAAACGGUGGUGUACUCCAUGUACUCCAUCAUCUUCGUAAUCGCUCUAGUAGGUAAUCUCUUCAUCUGUUACGUCGUUUUCGCAUCGCCCAGAAUGCGAACAGUCACCAACUACUUCAUCAUGAACCUAUCCGUCGGAGACAUACUGAUCACAAUACUCUGUGUUCCGUUCACAUGUAUCUCUGCCAUGAACCAGUACUGGCCGUUCGGAAGUUUUCUAUGCCCGGUCAUGAGUUACGUGCAAGCUAUUUCUGUGUUCAUCAGUGCGUACACCCUAGUAGCGAUCAGCAUCGACAAGUAUAUGGUUAUCAUGUGGCCGCUGAGACCAAGGAUCUCCAAGAAAACAGCCACUUUGGCCAUAAUAAGUAUCUGGAUAUUCGCAGGAUUGACAGUAUGGCCAACUGCAGCUUUCACGGAGCUGGUUCAGCCCUCAGAGGUAUUCGUCGAAUGUGACAAGUAUGUAUGUCGGGAGAACUAUGAAGAAGUUGGCCCUGAAUACGGCAGACUCUACUCCACCGUGUUGAUGGUCCUGCAGUAUCUGAUUCCCUUCAUGGUCCUCCUGCUGUCCUAUACCAGCAUCGCCGUAGUCAUCUGGUGUCACAGGAUCCCGGGGGAAGCUGAGAAUUCCAGGGACAAGAGGAUAGCUAGGAACAAGAGGAAGAUGGUGAAGAUGAUGGUGACAGUGGUGUGUGUAUUCACAAUAUGCUGGUUGCCGUACAACCUACUCAUAAUUUUCGCGGAGAGCAUAAGCAAUGAGAUGCUGGAGCUGCUCUAUUUCCCAUUCCAUGGUCUGGCAAUGUCUCAUGCUUGCUACAACCCUAUCAUCUACUGCUACAUGAACAGCCGCUUCAAGGAGAGCCUGAACCACAUCCUAAGAAGGAUACCAGGCUAUCAGAGCUACUACUCUAAAGCCCCGACUGGACCUCCCAACCCAGGGGUCGACCCUACAGACAGCGCCCAAAUCAACCGUAACAACACCUACACAACGUACAUCAGCGUGAAGAAAAAGGCACUAAGAACCAGCCAAUCAUCUGGCAAAGAUACCCCAAGAUCAGUCUCAAUCCACACCAAUUCGAGCAUAGCUUUUUCUAGAAAAAGCAGAGGCUCUAAAAACGUGAAGGAUGAACAAAUAUGAGGCCUUAAGGUUUUGAAAGAGGUUUGAUGGCAGAAACCAGCCUAAAAAUGUCAGAACGAAGUAUUUGGGGGGGUGUUAUUCUCUAAAGGAAAUAUUUUGCAGCUAGAGAAUCUCAAUUUUCCUCCGAAAUCGAUGUGAAAAUUCGUUCUAUUCAAGAUAAAUUUGAAACGGAAAUUGACUUAUUGUUCCAGUCAUGUCAAUGUCAAUAUUGCAACAUUGGUCUCAACGUUAUUGAGGGCCAGAUUUAUGAAGUAAAGCAGGCUUUAUUAUAGAUUGUAGUUCGAUCGAAGAAACUGAUUUAUAGGUAAGUAUAGUUCGAAAAUUUAAUUCGUCUACUUGUAUAUAUUAAGGAAAAAUUCCGAUAGUGCAAAUAAAUUUGAAAAAUCGCACCGAAAUAGAUCGAGAUUUUAAAGGUUUUCAAUUUUUUUACUGAAAUGUGUGGAUUUCAUUGUGAUGUAUGCACUUUUAUGUAUUUUUCAUCAAACAUCGAUGUGAUUGUAAAUGUCAGAUAACAAAGAAUAAAUGUUUGAAUG
Messenger RNA from Harmonia axyridis, 2289 nucleotides. RefSeq names its product RYamide receptor. Gene Ontology annotation, biological process: G protein-coupled receptor signaling pathway. The transcript has 6 exons. The coding region runs from base 497 to 1756 and encodes 419 amino acids. NCBI's taxonomy places the organism in Eukaryota, Metazoa, Arthropoda, Insecta, Coleoptera, Coccinellidae. Gene Ontology annotation, cellular component: plasma membrane; neuron projection. The record is from RefSeq and is a predicted model, not a curated record. Gene Ontology annotation, molecular function: neuropeptide binding; neuropeptide Y receptor activity.